Molecule: messenger RNA, 6672 nt
Organism: Coregonus sp. 'balchen'
Lineage: Eukaryota; Metazoa; Chordata; Actinopteri; Salmoniformes; Salmonidae
Source: the annotation of a GenBank genome assembly
GAUUAUGAGAGGAUCUCAGAGUUCUUCAAGGCCAACUACAAGGUGGAGCUGACAGAGAAGGACAUGUGUGUGAAGGGCUGGAACUGGGGCACUGCUAAAUUCUCUGGUAAAACACCCACUAAAUCUCACUAAACACCCAUCACACAUCACCAGCAGUGGGUCUAAUCACUCUAAAAAUACUUCUUGGAUGGCUGGGACAUUUAGAAAACAACCUUUUUCAUCUCUGGAUCUCUCUUACUAAGCCCAUUGUAGCGUUCCUCCAGCUAUGUUGUGGUGCAUUAUGGGAGCUGUAGUCUUGAACCCCCCCCUUUCCCCUCCCUCCACAGGUCCAUUGUUGUCGUUUGACGUGAAUGACAGCUCAGUGUUUGAGAUCCCCCUGGCCAGCGUGUCCCAGUGUGCCACAGGAAAGAACGAGGUGACGCUGGAGUUCCACCAGAACGAUGACGCUGAGGUCUCUCUUAUGGAGGUCCGCUUCUACGUCCCCCCUGGCACCGCAGACGAGGGGGCAGACCCCGUGGAGGUAACCCACGCUGUACUACCGGACCUGUACCGGAGAUAGAACUAACAACCACUAACCAAUCACUCUGUCCUGUGUGAUCGUCAGUGCCUUACUGACUUCUCCCCAGCAGAUGGCGCUACCACUACAGAUGUCCCUAUACUCAGAAACAGUUCAUUUUCACACAAAGAUCAUUGAUGCAGUGAUUGAUGUUAUUCCUGUUUUAACCCUGUUUCCUUCCCUCCCUGUCAGGCGUUUGCCCAGAACGUGCGGUCUAAGGCAGAUGUGAUCCAGGCUACAGGAGAUGCUGUGUGUGUCUUCAAAGAGCUGCAGUGCCUCACACCCAGGGGCAGGUACUGUGGCAUCAGCACCAUGAACCACUAUUCAUCAGUAUUAGCCAUCAUUGUUUUGUUGAACAUUACUCUCUAUUUAUCAGAUUGAUCAACAUUGUUCACUUGGCUUAACACUAGCCCCCCCCUUCCAACGAAAACCUACCACAUACUAGACAAACACCUACUUUGAAGGAAGGUCUUCCUCUCUUUCUUGCCCUUGUUCACCCACGUUCUUCUCCCUCUGUGUGUCAGGUAUGAUAUCCUUAUCUACCCUGCCUUCCUCCACCUCCAUGGUAAGACUUUUGACUACAAGAUCCCCUACACUACCGUGCUGCGUCUCUUCCUGUUACCAAGCAAGGACCAGAGGCAGAUGUUCUUUGUGGUAAGUGUGUGUGUGUUUUGAUUGAGGUGAGUGGUUGACAGUCGAGUGUAGAUUGUAUUAAGUUGGUGUUUGGCACCAAACGUGUGGACAAUGCAUUUACACUGUAAUCAUUCUCACUUCAAACCCUUUGCCAUUGUCUUCGAUUCAUAAUCAUUAUGUCUUAUUCUCCCUCUCUCUCCCGCUCUUCUUCUCCCCCUCCCUCUGUCUGUAGAUCAGUCUGGACCCGCCCAUCAAGCAGGGACAGACGCGUUACCACUUCCUCAUCCUGCACUUCUCUAAGGAGGAGGAGCUCCACCUCACCCUCAACAUGAGCGAGUGAGUGGGAGAAAGAAAGGACAGCAGCUCAACACCACAUGGGAGAGGAAGAAUGAACUCGUAUUGUUGGGUGUCAAGAAUCCCUUAAUACAAUUUCUGUUUCCCUCUCCUCUCUCUCGUUGGGCCCCUCUCCCCCGUUCUUUCUCCCUCUACCAUCCCUCUCUUGCCCCUCUCUCUCCAUAGGGAGGAGGUGGAGAAGCGUUAUGAAGGGAAACUCAGUAAGAACAUGUCAGGUUCUCUCUAUGAGAUGGUCAGUAGGGUGAUGAAAGCUCUGGUCAACAGGAAGAUCACCGUGCCCGGAAACUUCCAGGGGUAAACACACAAUCACCAACACAUUCACGCACAACACACACACGAUCACCAACACACACACACGAUCACCAAUUCACGCAUGCAGAAUCACUUGCAAAUAUGCACCAAUGUUCCUCUUGUGGUGCUGUACACUGUUCCUUUAGAGGCAUUACAGUAUAAACACAUUAUCAUGAAACACUGUGUUAUGUAUUUCAUAAUAAUUGAGUCUCCCUCCCCUCCUCUCCCCUGUAGUAACACCCCUGGGGCCCAGUGUAUAACAUGUUCCUACAAGGCGCAGUCAGGCCUGCUCUACCCCCUGGAGAGGGGUUUCAUCUACGUGCACAAGCCCCCCGUGCACCUGCGCUUCGAGGAGAUCUCCUGUGUCAACUUCGCCAGAGGCACCACCACAACGCGCUCCUUCGACUUCGAGGUGGAGACCAAGCAGGGCAACCAGUUUACCUUCAGCAGCAUAGAGAGGUAUGGAGGGGACUUAGAAACACCCGCAACCGUAUUGAUUCUUUGCCUAAGUCAUGGUUUCUGGGUUUUUUCUCUCUCCAUCACAGAGAAGAGUACGGGAAGCUGUUUGACUUUGUAAACGCCAAGAAACUCGACAUCAAGAACAGAGGAUUCAAGGAGGUAACCUUUAGGAGAUGUUUACUGUGGUGGAAAUACAUUCGACUCCUCUCCAAGAUAAAUGAUGUGUUUAUAAAUAUUGAUGAUGUCACUCUCUUCUUGUCUGUCUGUUGUGUACCCCUGAAGAAGAAGGUUGGUAUGGUUACGGGGGUUUGGGAGUGUUGGCUUGAUUUUUGGUUUGGAGCGAUUACUGCUCGCAUGGUGUGUGUGUUGGGGGGGGGGGGGGGGUGUCUGUAUGUGUGUGUUGGGGGGGGGCGUGUCUGUAUGUGUGUGUUGGGGGGGCGUGUCUGUGGGUGUUGGGGGGGGGGAGUGUGCUAUAAUUCUAAUCAUGGUGGUUGAUUGCUGUGAAGAACCAUUAAUGAUUUACUAAUCGGUAUAUGAUUACUGAUUAUGAUUAUCCACAUUUUUGUGUGAAAAACAUCUACAGAUGUGUUUUGGAGAGUGUGUGAGAAAGAGAGAGGUGUGUGUGGUCUUGUUCUAUCUUUGUGGGGACCGGAAAUCCCCAAAAGUCUCCAACGAUAGUAAAGGACAAAGGCUAUUUUAGGCUUAGGGGUUAGGGUUACAAUUAGGGUUAGGAGUUAGGGAAAAUAGGAUUUUGAAUGGAAAUCAAUUUUAGGUCCCCACAAGGAUAGUAAAACAUGCUGUGUGUGGGGUUAGGGGGGGUUGCCUGUAUUGUCUUGACUAAUGUAUUGCCCAAGGUGUUGCAGUGUGUUAACUGAAAGACGAAACACAUCCUCUAAACCAAAUACAGGAAGUCCUGAUUUUUCUCCCAGAAUGCUCUCUGGUAAUAUAAACAGCCCACUCUGUUGCCCCUUGGUGGUAGUUGCCAUGGCAACAAACUAUUACCUUGAGGUCACCUGAAUGGUCAAGAACUACAAAGGAUCCUGUUCGCCACUUCCUCCUGUUGGUCUAGCUUCUUAGCUUUUAACUUAGGCAGAAUCUCAUUGCAUUUCCUUGAUUCCUCGCGUCCUCUCUCCUAGCCUCCUCCUCAAAACCCAUUAGAUGAGAAGGUCAGAGGUCUUUGACCUUCUCAUCCAAUGGGUUUUAAGGACGCGAUGAAUCAAGGAAAUGCAAUGAGAUUCUCCCCUAGUCUCUGCAUUCCCAGCAGUAGUCCUAAAGGUAAGGAGGUAAGGAAAGGAAGCCAUUGUAAACUGUUGGAACACAGCCCCUUCUGUACAGUAAACUGCUGUCCAUAGGAAGAGAUACAGGGCCUUGUUGGAGCAUCAUGGGUAGUGUAGUCUGACUCUCUGCUGCCCCCCGACAUGGCAUGAAGGCAAAGAACAACGAGUACAGUGACUCAGACGACGACCAGCACGAUGCCUACCUGGAGAGGAUGAAAGCCGAGGGCAAGAUCAGAGAGGAGGGAGACGGCAGCAACGACUCAGACGAAGAGACCGGUGAGUGACAGCUGCUGCAGCCAAUAGGGUGGCCAGAUCGCUAAGUGACAGCUCCCACAGCCGAUAGGGUGUCCAGACCGCUAUGUGCCAGCUCCUGCAACCAUUAGGGUGGCUAGACCGCUGAGUGACAGCUCCCACAGUCAAUCAGGGCCUCCCUAAUAAGAGAUCUUAAUGGGACUCAUUCAUACAUGAAGAAAUGUAAAAACGUCAUAGGUCUGGCUGUUGUGAGCUUGUUGUGUCCAUGUCCAAGAGAGCAGCAGGUUUGGGAGAGAGCUGUGUUAGUGAUUUUCUUCUCUCUUUUUACUAGAUGAGUCUUUCAACCCUGGAGAGGAGAGUGAUGUCGCUGAGGAGUGAGUUUUUACCAAUCAUCCCUCACUCAUUCUCCCAUUGCCUAUUUCGUCCCCCCCCCCCACCCCCACCCCUCUCUGUUUAACAGUAUUCCUCCCUUGUCUCUCCCUCAGGUAUGACAGUAACGCGUCGGAGAGUGACAGCGGCAGCGGGGGGGAUGGCAGCGAUGAGGAGGGAAAGAAGAAGAAACCUGCAAAGAAGGCCAAAGUAGUGAAAGAGACGAAGGAGAGGAAACCACGUAAAGAGGUGAGAGAGAGGAGAGGGAUUAGGAGUAAACUAGAAGAGGAAAGAGGAGGUGCGAGAAAGAAGGGGGGAAUGGAUGUGGAGGGAGUCAUGAACAGUAAUAUCUAAGUUUAUUGUAUCAGAGAAAAAUAUACCUUCAUAUUGACCUAUGGCAGCAAUUGCAUAGUUAAUGUAUUUAUGCAGGUGAUAUGUGUGUGGGUGAUAUGUGUGUGGGUGAUAUGUGUGUGGGUGAUAUGUGUGUGGGUGAUAUGUGUGUGGGUGAUAUGUGUGUGGGUGAGUGCUCAUGUUUCUCUUGCUCGGUCUCUCUGUCUUUUAGAAGAAGCAGAAGGACACUAACGCCCCCAAGAGGCCGAUGAGUUCCUACAUGCUGUGGCUCAACUCCAGCCGCGAGCGCAUCAAGUCGGAAAACCCCGGAAUCUCCAUCACAGAGAUCUCCAAGAAGGCAGGAGAGAUGUGGAAACAGAUAGGGAAGGACGACAAAGAGGUGAGGGAGGGGGAGAGCUUUCUCUUUGCUCUCCCAGUUUCUCUUUUUCCUCUAUUCUGCUCUUCUCUCUCCCAUUUUUCUGUUUGGGCAUUUUGAAUAAAAUAAUUGUCACCCUAGCUAACUGUAAUUCUGUAUUUAAACCAUUAUUUAGGAGAACAGAUUGAUAACAAAAGGUCUCUCUCUGCUAGGAGUGGGAUGGGAAGGCAGACGAGGCUAAGAAGAACUAUGAGAAAGCCAUGAAGGAAUACAGAGAGAAUGGUGGAGGCUCCUCCACACCCGCCAAGAGGUAAGAGACCACACACACACACUACCAGGUGCACUUAGAAGCUCUCUGACACACACUGUUUUAAACACAAAAACAACCUCAAAUGUAUGACCAUGUUGACCAUGCUUUUGCGUUUCACUCCAUCAGGGAGAGCAAGAAGAAGGCGGGAGGCAAGAAGGAGGACAAGAAGAGGAAGUCUGGUGGAGUAGAGAAGGAAAAGGAGCAAGGAGGGAACGACAGUUUUAAGAGCCGAGAGUUUAUCUCCAGCGAGGAGAGUUCGUCUGACGGUGAACGCAAGAAAGCCAAGAAGGCCAAGAAAGCCAAAGGCAAACCCCAGAGGAAGGGCAAGGUACUGCACUGUCACUAUGGCAACAAUAGGAUGAAUUGAUGGGAUUAUCAUAGUGAAGAAUAUCUCUCUCUCUGUCCGUCUGUCUGUCUGUCUCAGGAGUCUGAUGAGGAAGAAGAGGAAGCGAUGACCACACCCCCCAGCUCCGAAGAGGACUCUGACUGAGGAGAGGGGGAGGAGCCUUGCUGGACCUGCUGAUGACAUCACAACGAACGGGGAACAUUUGGACAAGUUUACUCAGUGACCGGUGCACGAAGACACGCAGAUCAUAUCAUACACACACACUAAGCGUUAAAUGGACCAAGAAUUUGUACUUCCACUCUGAUGUCCCACACAUUCUCAGAAAUGAAUACCUCUUGCUGUGCUGACAAACUAUUUGUUUUCCUGAUGCUAAAUAGAGGGUUUCUCAACAGACUAAGUCCAAUCUAUCUAACAGCAUAUUAUGUACCACAUUACCCAUGAUUCUACUGGGUUCUAUUCUAUUCGCCCCAUGGGGAUGGUUGUAGUUUAAUAGCACUGAGACAUGCAGAGGGGUCUUCAGUCUUUUUUUUUAUAGUCAUUUUGAACUGUUUAGAGAAAUGAAGAACUGCAAUUCUGUGCAUUUUUGUUUAUUUGCCAUGUCAAGUUUGUCUUUUUCAAAGUGAAAGAAUACAUCUUUUUAAAUAAAAUCUGAGUGAUUGUUUGUGGGCGCUUGAGGAAAUUAAAGGUAAUGAGAUGGGGGAGGGGCGGCAUUUGGGAGGAUUGGGAUGGAGCCAGGUGGGAGGAUUCAUGUAUUUUAUGAGUGGAGGACUAUCUGGUAGUGGAAUGAGAUUUAAACCCCUAGAGACUGGUCUCUAUACCCUGAAAAGACCCUCAAGACCACAAACCCUCCCUCACACACACACACGGCUAUAACAUGUUGUGAGGUUAGCAACCACAUCAGAUGGAACAUCAAAAGGAGACAGAAGAGGACAGCAUUAACACACCCUCAUUUACACAAACGAUAAUAGCAGUACACACUUCCAAAAAGACACCUUUUUCAUGUUUUGUAUUAACUGGCUCUUAAUUAAGUUUGCUGUAGAUAGUUUGGCAUUAGCGGCUGUACUGGGCGAUCCAAUGCCUUCAGAAAGUAUGCAGAACCCUUGACUUUUUCCACAUUUU